Spirodela intermedia is the source of this 210-nucleotide messenger RNA. The record is from the annotation of a GenBank genome assembly. Lineage: Eukaryota; Viridiplantae; Streptophyta; Magnoliopsida; Alismatales; Araceae.
AUGACGAAGAGAGGAGCCGAGAAGAUGAGGCCCGUCCAGGGGCAGCCGCCGGGGAGAUCCUUGGACUGGAAGUACAUGAGCAUGGUGGCGGCGCCGCCCAUGGACUCUCCGAAGAGGAAGGCCGGAAGAUCCUCGAAGGGCUUGCUGCGUCGAGUGUGGAGGAAGAAGGACAGCGAGGCGGCGGCCACGCCCUCCAUAUCGCCGAGGUAG